Chroicocephalus ridibundus (black-headed gull) is the source of this 753-nucleotide messenger RNA. RefSeq names its product protein shisa-1-like. The transcript has 2 exons. The record is from RefSeq and is a predicted model, not a curated record. NCBI's taxonomy places the organism in Eukaryota, Metazoa, Chordata, Aves, Charadriiformes, Laridae. The coding region runs from base 1 to 753 and encodes 250 amino acids.
AUGGCAAGAGGAAUUCUCUGUGCCCUAGCGCUGCUGCUGGCCCUGCCGUGCAGCCCUGGGCAGGCAGGGGAGUACUGCCACGGCUGGGCUGGCAGCCUCCAGCGCUGGCACCGUGGCUUCCAGUGCCCCGAGCGCUACGACAGCCCGGAGGCCACUCUGUGCUGUGGGACCUGCAGCUUGCGCUACUGCUGCUCAUCCAGAGAGGCCCGUCUGGACCAGGGCCGGUGCCCUGGUGACCACCAGCAGCCCAGCCCCAGGCCUCCAGUGCCAGUGCCCGUGUACCUGCCGUUCCUUCUCGUUGGGUCUGUAUUUGUGGCAUUUGUUGUCGGGGGUGCCUGUGUUGGAAUUUGCUGCUGCAAAUGCUUAAAAUCCCAGGAUGAGGAGCAGCAAAGUGGACUUGCACCCGGCCAGACUUGGCUACUAGAACCUGAUCUUCCUUCUCGCCUCUCCAGUUCCAGUUCUGCCACCAGAAGCUCGCUGAGUAGUGGUCCUCAGACCAGCAACAUCUGCAUGACUCUAGCUCCAUCCCUUCCUAUUAUUGGGUUGGCUGAAGAUGCUCAGUUCUUAAGUCCUCCACGCACUGGACCACUCUUGCACCCUUCACGCACUAACCACAGAAUACCAACUGAUCACACCGCAAUAAUGGCUCCAGCAUCUUUCCUUAAAAGAACAAUUUAUGGACACAGUGCUAACGCAUCCCCUCUUGGGGUAACACAGGGCGACCAAAUGAUGUACUCGGGAGUCCAUGUCUGA